Synchiropus splendidus (mandarinfish) is the source of this 4972-nucleotide messenger RNA. Its product is annotated as zinc finger protein PLAGL2-like. Lineage: Eukaryota; Metazoa; Chordata; Actinopteri; Syngnathiformes; Callionymidae. Bases 494 to 1768 code for a protein of 424 amino acids. Gene Ontology annotation, biological process: regulation of transcription by RNA polymerase II. The transcript is spliced from 2 exons. Gene Ontology annotation, molecular function: chromatin insulator sequence binding. Gene Ontology annotation, cellular component: chromosome. The record is from RefSeq and is a predicted model, not a curated record.
AGCGCGGCGCCCAGAAGUCCAGGCCUGAAGUCGUUAAUAAACUCUUAAAACUCGUCCCUGCUUUGCGACGUCGACGUGAAAGCGCGUGAGCGAGGCAGACGGCGGGGCAGUGGAACUUUAGGGUGUGAAAUAUGCUGGUCUUUCUUGUCAGCUCGUCUGGCCCGAUUUGGCUCUGAGGAAUACUGAAUCCGAUUUUAGAUUGCCUGCAAAGCUCUUCAUCAGCGCAGCCCUGUCAGGGUUGCUAUGGCUGCGGCUGACACAGAGACCAAGUACUGGACGCAGGGUUGCCCCAGUAAGGCCGGAAGGAUCUCCAGUCGUCGCUACAGCAGACCGUCAAACAUCCUACGACCAGCACUUGACGUCAAUUCCAGGCCUCCCAGAUAAAACCCGAGACCAGUAGACCGCUGGCCACCGCUCCGGAGACAAUCCCCAUGAGUCUUGUUUGUGCCUUCUCAGGCUCUUGGCCAGGGUCAGUGUGCAGCAGAAGCAGACCAUGUUUCAUCAGCAGGAGCCGCUGAAAAGCCAGCAUCAAGAGAGCCACCCAGCGCACAAGCAGCUCUUUCACUGCCAAGAGUGCGGGAAGCAGUACAACACCCAGUUCGGUUAUCGGCGUCACCUUGUUGCUGCCCACAAUGCCGCAGCAGGCAUCGGCUGCCCAGAGGGCACGCCUUCCUUACUGGAGCACAUUGGCGGCCACAUCGACAGGCCUCCGCCGACAGAGGUCAACAAUAACUCCUCGAUGCCAAUCAGAGAGAGGAAAUACUCGUGCGAGCGCUGCGACCGUCGGUUUUACACCAGGAAGGAUGUCCGCCGUCACGCCGUGGUGCACACCGGGCGCCGUGACUUCCUCUGCCCUCGCUGUGCUCAACGCUUCGGUCGAAGAGAUCAUCUGACCCGGCAUUUGAAGAAAAGCCAUGCACAGGAAUCAGGGCUGUUGCCACCUGUUCCCACCACCCCCGUGACGGCGCCCACAGCUGCCACUCAGUGUCCAGUGAAGGAAGAGCCAAGUCCCGGUUCUGAAAUUGGCCCGGUGUCCAAGGACAUUAUGGAGACAUUCUCCAGGGAUGUGUACAACCCCUACCCCAUUGCUAACACUGCGCACGGGAUGUGCCACCCUCAUGGGCUCAUGCAGGGCCCUCUGCCCUCCGGUAUGGGCUGCUACAUGCCCCCUCCGCCCAGUCACCCUCAUCAUCACUUGCAGCCCCCUGCUGCCCCCCAACAGCAGCCCUACGGCAACAUGAGCAGGUACCAGCAUGGAUCUACCUCAUAUUCUCGUCCUGAAGUGGACAGCUUCCUGCUGGAUCUGCAAAGUGCCCCCCCGCCUCACCUGAAUGAAGUCAACUCUUCUACCUCUUCGUCCACCUCCCCACAGAGGGAUGUACUGAAUGAAGGGGCGGUUCCUGGAAGUGACCCCCACCUGCUUCCUCGGAGUCCUGCCAUCCCUUCAACCGAGCUGUCCUGCACCACUAAUGUGGAUCUGGCUCCUCUGCUGGGCUUCUUGCCCUUCAGCCUGCCUCCGUACAGUCCUCACAUGGGGAUGGGAGGACUUGUGAUGAGCUACCCACCUUCUACUAGCUCUUCACCGUCUUCUUCAACUGGGCUGUCCUCCCAGGCUCCAGGACCCUUCUCUUUCUUCCAGCCUCCCCAGGCUAAUGUGCCCCAGAGCCCUGGAGCCCACAACCACAGCCAGCUACCUCAGGCCUACAGUGGUCCUGCUAUGAGCACUUCUAGCUCCCUACCUCAGUACUACCAGACCUUUCAGCAGUAAGAUUUACUAAAGGUGGCCUUACGCAUUGAGAUAUUUUCUUUUCUUUUUUUUUUUAUUUUUAGAGAAAAUAAUGAUAAGUUUGUCUUUUUUUUUGUUGGACACAAAUCACCUCAUCAGUAUUACCUCAAUAUUUAAAUGGGAAGCUUGAAAGUCAGAGGGAAUAAGGGCUUAUUAAUAUCAGUACAACCAAAAAGAUAUCAUUUUUUUCCCUUUUAUUAUGUCUGCAUUUUAACCGCCGGUGAAGAACAAUACUGAGUUCCAUGUUUUGGGUCAGGAUAACAGAUGCUUCAGUAUUAAUAGCUCAUUUGUUCGACUGCAAACCCAGCAUCAGCCUUGCAGAAAGACUAGUUUUCAUCUUGACCGCAUUUGGUUGCCACUGACAGGAAGUAAAAACGCGAUCUCGCACUUAUUGUAUUUUAGAAGGAACCCUUAAAAACAUGAUCUAAACAUACAGGAAAUCGAAUUUCCACACAUUUUCCUAUGAUGCCACUGAAGUCAGGCGUUCCCAUUAUUGUCGUUGCAUCACGCUGAACGAAUGCACUUACCUCUAUUUUUAAACACAGCAGACCCUGAAAGGUUCACGCCUGUCAUCCAUGAAGCUUGUUUGAAAACACUAGUGAAGAAGCUGUUAAUGCAGUUUUAAUCAUCUAACAAACAGUGACCUUGAACCAAAAUUCCUUCGUUGCGGUUGGAAAAUUCAAAUUUAUUCCUCUGAACCCUCUGAGCAUAAAUUGAAGAAUGCUUUCCGGCUGCUUUUAAAAGUGGUCAGGUAUAUAUAUAUAUGUAACAAAAGUAUUACAUAUUACAAGAUAGAGAUGACAGUGUAUUACUAAAACCCAUAGAGUUUUUACUGCCUGACUAAAAGUAAAUAGUGUAUAAAACGUUCUUAGGUCCAAAGGGAGCCACUGAAAUAUUUCCCUAGUGUGGCCCCCCAUGCUUCUUUAAUUUGAUUUUAGUAGAAUACAAUUACCCUGAGAUUCUUUCUUUUGUUUUCUUUCUUUAUGAAGCCUGUUUUUAUUGGUGUGUUUCAUCCCUGCUACAUGAGUAAAUGACUGUACAGUGACUGUUUACCCAACUCGGUCAGAAUGUGACAAAAGUUGAUAGCUGCGUGAGUUUGACAUCCGAAAGUUGAAAUGUGAAUGCAGCACCCGCAGCAGUUUUGUCUGAGAGACUCUGCUUUUUUCCCCCUCCCCGAAUCUGAACAACUGGAUCCCUCGACCAAGCUGCUUGUCGUGAAUGACUUUGGUUCACUGCGGCAUCUUCCCUUCCGAGGGUUUUUAAAGCGCAAUUGAUCUGUGAUCCGUGCUGUCGGACCCUGUUUCUGACUCACCAGCAUAUUGUUUUCAUGGCCUUUUCCGCAGAGUUCUAUGAGGGACAGAGAAAGCCUCUUUACAUUGUGGCAGUGGCGGCGUCCUGGAAGGCAAAGUGGGAGCUCUUCUCAUUGCUCCUCUGCCUUUUUAUUCCAACGAUAGAACCAUGCUGCAAUGUUCCAGUGUCUUAAAAUGCUGCUGUUAUGCCUCCUAGAGUGUGGAAUCUCUUCAACUGGUCGAAGCACUUAUGACGUUUCUACGAAAAAAAUAUGAUCUGUACCUCAAACUCACAAGAGUGGGUUUUUGUUUGUAUUAGCUUCUAGUUACUUUUUGGCUUAUACUUGUGCCAUUAGAUUUAAUAAGUAGAUUUUAUCAAUCUAAACUCUUAAUCUAGUGGCAGAAAUGAUUCAAACUUUCUACCUCUAAUUUGCAAAUCUUCCUGCAAAACAACCGUGUUUUUACCCACCAGCAUUGUUGAAGAUUGGGGACGUGUUCAAAACUGAAGUAGUGGGACACGCGUUCGGGUUAUGUACUCCCGCCAGUGGAACAUUGUUCUUGUUGUUACUUGCCUUUUAUUGAUCUUUCACCUUAUUUACUACCUCAGAGAAGAGACGGUGAAAUGUCUCGUUUGCAGAGAAGAUGUCUGUAGAUUUCUGUCAAAACAAGCACAUGUACUGUGUAGCUCUUAGCGAAAUGAUGCUCUGCACAAGUACCACUGAAUUUGUUCUGCUUCUGCACCUUCGCAGUCUGGAAUGUGUGCGGUUGUUUCAUCUGGGAAAUGGCUUUUUACACUACAGCAAAGUGGAUGUUAUCUGACAAGACGUUCGGCAGUUUCAGAGCACUUGGCCAAGAAUCGUAUUGCGAUUUUUGGCUGGGCACCUCGUAUUGUGAGUCAACUACUUAACACAGGCAUUUGAACCCCUUUUCUACUGCCUUGAACGGAACCAUAAGUUUCCUAUUCUAUAAGGAGUGCCUUCGUCAAAUGCCUGUGGUAACGUCGGUUUGGGUCUAGGUGCGGUGCUCCCAGUCCACUUUGACUCGGUUUGAACUCAACCCAAUUCUUUUCUGACUUCCUGUGUGACCUUUUUUCUAAUUGCAGAUGUGCAAUGUGAUUAAAAACUUCAAUAACCACUGAGUACAAUAGAACAUAUAGAAAUAUCUAUUUUCAAUGAUCUAGACUUCAUGGACACCUUUCUAUAUAUUGGGUUUAAGUUCUUGCUGCAACACUACAGCACAUAACAUUUGAAGAUUCACUGACUGUUGCCACUUGAAAUGGAGUCGUGCACAUUCCAGAGUGAUGCUAGAUGCUGGGCGCAGAAUAAUAUACCUCACCUCACACGGGGAUGCUCUUCUAGUGUUGUGUCGCUCGUAGUCGACUAGUGUCAUCACCUUUAACGUAGCUACAUGUCGCAAUAGAAGUUUGUAUUACCACUUCAUAGACUAGGAGACAGUGAAAGUGUUCUCUGAUUUUUUUUUUUUCUGAACUGAUGAAAUUCAAAAAUAAACGUGUAGAUUUUCACUGUGAUCAUGCGUUUGUUGUUUUUAUCACAGCACUUUUUCUUCUCGCUCAGCAGCGUUGCAAAAGCCAUGUGUAGUUUGAUAACAUCUGCGUGCUGGUGCUUACCCCGGAGUACAAGGUGCACGUGGUCCUGGUGGCCCCUUCAAGUGAUUUUUUUUUUUUGUUUUUAUUUUAAAGCAAUGAUCGUCUACAUUGAGCCAAACUUGACUAAACCAGGCCAUUAUUUACAACAUGGUUCCUGAUCUUUCUAUGCAUUUGUGUUUCGCUAGUGACACGUGUCAGGGAUGAGGCGGGAUUUGGGUUGGUUUGUCACUAACCAUUCAGGACACAAAUUGCCUUCCACUGUGCUCCCUCCAGGUGUGUGAUGGACUUGGA